Molecule: messenger RNA, 1660 nt
Organism: Arachis duranensis
Lineage: Eukaryota; Viridiplantae; Streptophyta; Magnoliopsida; Fabales; Fabaceae
Product: GABA transporter 1
Exons: 7
Coding region: 120-1523 (467 amino acids)
Cellular component (GO): plasma membrane
Source: RefSeq, a predicted model, not a curated record
AUAAUAUAACAAUGAUAUGAUGAUUGUUAUUAUUCGUUAUUUGAAUCUUUAGAAUAUUGGCUGCAGAAAAAGAAAGAAACAAACCUCUGUGCAGAAGAAGCAUAAUUAUAAUAAGAGCAAUGAUGGGAACAGUUGAUACAAGUGAUAGUGAGAAGGGAUUUGUGAUGAACCAACCCACAACCCCAUCAAUGGAGAUGUUAGAUGCAGAAGCCAAUAAGGAACUUGAUGCUGGAGCUAAGUUUGUUCUCAAAUCUAAAGGAUCAUGGUUGCACUGUGGGUACCAUUUGACAACAUCAAUAGUGGGACCUGCUAUUCUUACUCUUCCAUACUCAUUCACGUUGUUGGGUUGGGUUGGUGGAGUUCUAUGGCUCACGCUUGCAGCUUUAACCACUUUCUAUUCAUACAAUCUCUUAUCUGUGGUUUUGGAACAUCAUGCUCAACUUGGUCAUCGCCAGCUUAGAUUCAGAGACAUGGCUAGAGACAUCUUAGGACCUGGAUGGGCUAAGUACUAUGUUGGUCCUCUUCAGUUUCUCUUAUGCUUUGGAACAGUCAUUGGUGGUCCUCUUGUUGGAGGAAAGAGCCUCAAGUUCAUUUACCAGCUCUACAAUCCAGAUGGACCAAUGAAGCUUUACCAAUUCAUCAUUAUAUGUGGGGUUGUAACACUCAUUUUGGCUCAGCUUCCAUCAUUCCACUCCCUCAGAUACCUUAAUUUGCUUUCUCUUAUCCUAAGUGUGACUUAUGCUGCAUGUGUCACUGUGGGAUCUAUAUACAUUGGUCACUCAAAGCAUGCAAUUCCUAGGCAUUAUUCUGUAAAGGGUUCUAAUGCUGAUCAAUUAUUUGGUGUCUUCAAUGGUAUUUCAAUCAUUGCUACAGCAUAUGCUUGUGGAAUCAUUCCAGAAAUUCAGGCAACUGUGGCACCUCCUGUGAAGGGGAAAAUGCUGAAAGGACUAUGUGUGUGUUACUCUGUUAUAGGCGCCACCUUUUUCAGUGUUGCCAUCUCAGGUUAUUGGGCAUUUGGCAAUGAAGCUGGUCAAACAAUUCUUGGCAACUUCUUUGAUCAAGAGAAUAAUCCUUUGCUGCCCAAAUGGUUUUUCUUGAUGACUAAUAUAUUAAUCCUUGUUCAAGUGAUGCCAAUGACUGCGGUUUAUCUGCAACCAACAAAUGAAAUAUUUGAAGCAACAUUUGGAGACCCAAAAUUUGGACAAUUUUCAGUUAGAAAUGUUGUACCAAGGGUGGUUCUAAGGUCAGUAUCAGUGGCAGCAGCAACUUUGUUAGCAGCAAUGUUGCCAUUCUUUGCAGAUAUAAUGGCCUUGUUUGGUGCAUUUGGGUUCAUUCCUCUUGAUUUUAUUUUGCCCAUGGUAUUCUUCAAUUUGACAUUUAAGCCCUCAAAGAAAAGCAUAAUGUUUUGGGGGAACACAUUGAUUGCAGUAGCAUCCUCAAUUUUGGUUGUAAUAGGAGGCAUUGCAUCAAUUAGAGCAAUAGUGCUUGAUGCAAAUACAUAUCAUUUAUUUGCUGAUAGGUAAAAAGAAUUUGUAGCAAUAUAUAUAUUUUUUAGUGUGAGCCAUUACAUUACAUUAUAUACGUGCAUAGAUAUUAGUGACUGUGAUUGUAAUUCUAUUCUAUUAUAGUGAAUCUCAAAUCGAGCAAUUCUUUUUUUCAA